Molecule: messenger RNA, 2546 nt
Organism: Hyaena hyaena (striped hyena)
Lineage: Eukaryota; Metazoa; Chordata; Mammalia; Carnivora; Hyaenidae
Gene: ASIC2
Product: acid sensing ion channel subunit 2
Exons: 10
Coding region: 1-1698 (565 amino acids)
Biological process (GO): sodium ion transmembrane transport
Cellular component (GO): membrane
Molecular function (GO): ligand-gated sodium channel activity
Source: RefSeq, a predicted model, not a curated record
AUGAGCCGGAGCGGCGGAGCCCGGCUGCCCCCGGCCGCGCUCACCGGCCCGGGACGCUUCCGCAUGGCCCGCGAGGAGCCGGCGCCGGCAGCGGUGGCGGCGGCCGGGCAGCCCGGGGGCGACAGGGGCGGCGAACGCGAGCGGGCGCUGCAGGGGCCGGGGGUCGCCCGCAGGGGGCGGCCGUCGCUGAGCCGCGCUAAACUGCACGGGCUGCGGCACAUGUGCGCCGGGCGCACGGCGGCGGGGGGCUCCUUCCAGCGGCGGGCGCUGUGGGUGCUGGCCUUCUGCACGUCCCUCGGCUUGCUGCUGUCCUGGUCCUCGAACCGCCUGCUCUACUGGCUCAGCUUCCCGUCGCACACGCGGGUGCACCGCGAGUGGAGCCGCCAGCUGCCCUUCCCCGCCGUCACCGUGUGCAACAACAACCCCCUGCGCUUCCCGCGCCUCUCCAAGGGGGACCUCUACUACGCCGGCCACUGGCUCGGGCUGCUGCUGCCCAACCGCACCGCACGCCCGCUGGUCAGCGAGCUGCUGCGGGGCGACGAGCCGCGCCGCCAGUGGUUCCGCAAGCUGGCCGACUUCCGCCUCUUCCUGCCGCCGCGCCACUUCGAGGGCAUCAGCGCCGCCUUCAUGGACCGCCUGGGCCACCAGCUCGAGGACAUGCUGCUCUCCUGCAAGUACCGGGGCGAGCUCUGCGGGCCGCACAACUUCUCCUCCGUGUUUACAAAAUAUGGGAAGUGUUACAUGUUUAACUCAGGCGAGGAUGGAAAACCUCUGCUCACCACGGUCAAGGGCGGGACAGGCAACGGGCUGGAGAUCAUGCUGGACAUUCAGCAAGAUGAGUACCUGCCCAUCUGGGGAGAGACAGAGGAAACGACGUUUGAAGCAGGAGUGAAAGUUCAGAUCCACAGUCAGUCUGAGCCGCCUUUCAUCCAAGAGCUGGGCUUUGGGGUGGCUCCAGGGUUCCAGACUUUCGUGGCCACCCAGGAGCAGAGGCUCACGUACCUGCCCCCACCGUGGGGUGAGUGCCGAUCCUCAGAGAUGGGACUCGACUUCUUUCCUGUUUACAGCAUCACCGCCUGUCGGAUUGACUGUGAGACGCGCUACAUCGUGGAGAACUGCAACUGUCGUAUGGUGCACAUGCCAGGGGACGCCCCUUUCUGUACCCCUGAGCAGCACAAGGAGUGCGCAGAGCCUGCUCUAGGUCUGCUGGCGGAGAAGGACAGUAAUUACUGUCUCUGCAGGACUCCCUGCAACCUGACCCGCUACAACAAAGAGCUGUCCAUGGUGAAGAUCCCCAGCAAGACGUCAGCCAAGUACCUCGAGAAGAAAUUUAACAAAUCAGAAAAAUAUAUCUCAGAGAACAUCCUCGUUCUGGAUAUAUUUUUUGAGGCGCUCAAUUAUGAGACGAUUGAACAGAAGAAGGCAUAUGAAGUUGCUGCCUUACUCGGUGAUAUUGGUGGUCAGAUGGGAUUGUUUAUUGGUGCUAGUAUCCUUACAAUACUAGAGCUCUUUGAUUAUAUUUACGAGCUGAUCAAAGAGAAGCUCUUAGAUUUGCUUGGUAAAGAAGAGGACGAAGGGAGCCACGAUGAGAACGUGAGCACUUGUGACACGAUGCCAAACCACUCUGAAACCAUCAGCCACACUGUGAAUGUGCCCCUGCAGACAGCCCUGGGGACCUUGGAGGAGAUUGCCUGCUGACAGCCCGUGGACCACCCGGCACCCCCCCAACCCCAAACAGACCUUGAGGCCCAAGACCCAGGACAGGGGACAGCAGGCUCAGGUGGGAUGGCCCCUGAUGACAGAAAGAAGUAAGAGCCCCCUAUGCACACAUAGCAAACUAUCUGCCAAAACCUCGCUGCGGCCACGCGUGCCACGACGCGUCCUCGGGCCCUGCCGUGCCUCCCUCUUAGGAGAAAAGAGUCACACUCUGGAACUGUCCGAGAACCAACCUGCCAUCAAUCACAUCUCACUGCCAGAUGUAUAAAGCACCUGCAUGCUCAGACUGCUCACGGCGCCACCUCCACGUCCAUCUCUGUACAUGACUCUCCUCCAUGCGCUUUCCACCGGCCACCCUGAAGCCGUGCAGUGGGACCAGGUUCCAGCCUCAAAGUCACCCCGUGGCCAUGCUGGAAUCACAACUGCACGGCCAAGAGGAAACGCGCGGAACUCUCAGCCACGUCUGGUCCCUGUGUAGUUUGUGAAGGUUCUUUACAAACCCCUUUCCCCGAGCUGGCCCGUGGGCUGACUGGGGCCACCCCCACCCCUAUCCCAGCACCCGGUGGAGACAGGGUGGCCUGGGCAACUCCAGUGCUCAUCCAAGGGACCCGCGUCAUUCUGCUGUCCCCGUGACCUGGCUUGUACAGUCCGAUUCUGUUUCUUUGGGGGGCUUGUUUUGUCUGUCUGAGAUCUGUUUCGUUUGUUUCGUUUUCUAGAUUUGGGUUUUGAUGUUCUGAGGUUUGGUUUGAUUUGGUUUUUCCAUUUUCUCUGGCGUUUAUUUAUUCGUGCUUCCAGUCACGGUCAUAUUAAAAGCUGGUCUUGUGGAAACA